UCAAUCGUUCAUUUGCUCGCAAACGCAUGUGUUGUUGGGGUGCAGUGCAUCAAAAUUUUAUUUCGACAUUUUAAUUCGGGGCUGGAGACAAAAAGUAAAAUUAAAGGAAUAAGCAGUUUGUCGAACAAAAUUCCUUCCCCGCUGGAAUCGAUCUAGUAACCACGAGUAUUGCGAAUAGCAAUAAUUUUUCAAUUUGAUUAGUGUCAGAAUUUUUGUGAAUGGAUUCCGACCCCGAGGUUGUGUUGGUAGAUAAAGUGGAUGAGGACGAACUUUCAGCGGAUAAGGACAGUGGAAUGGAAUCGUCAGGCAACAGCAAAGAUGAUACACCGGAACGAAAACAGGUAGAGGAAAAUUCCAAAAAGGAACCUACGAACGCAGUGCCAUCCACUUCAAACCCUGUACCAACACCGCAGCCGGUACCAAAAGCUGCGGCAGUCGCUACGCCUGCUGCCAUCAAAAACAAGGAAGAUGAUUAUGAUGACGAACCGGAGGAAACCCUCUCGGAGCGACUCUGGGGCUUGACGGAAAUGUUUCCGGACACAGUGCGAAGCUUUUCCGGUGCGGUAACGGACUUCUCCGUUGCCAGUGUAAAAACGGUUUACAAAUUCACCUGCAAUGCUUCGUGGAUCUUUUUCACCAGUUCCAUGAUUUUGUUCGCACCGAUCGUCUUUGAGGUGGAACGCGCUCAGAUGGAAGAAAUGCAAAAGACCCAACAGAAACAAGUCCUCCUCGGCCCGGGAUCGGCCGUCAGUGGAACCCCCGGUGGAAUAGCUGCAAUGCCGCCGAUGGCGGCACGAUAAAUUCACCGUUUGGCAAUUGUAAUAACGAGCAUGUAAGCAGCUUUGUUAGACUGGAGAGAGGCAUUUUCAGCAAUUUCCAAGAUUCAUACAUACGUUCAUCUCAAAAGGAUGUAAGGAAGGUUAGUUCACAGAAAGAAGAUUUCCUAUGUUGAAUUUUACUCUCAAAAUAAAUAAGAAGUCUUGUCUGGAACAAUUUGAUUAUAAAAUCCAAUAACCAAAAUCUGUCUAGAAACUGUUACUUGUAGUCUUACCUUAAAUAAACAGCUGUAAAAUAUCCUCAAAGUAUAUUAUUUGUGAGAGAAAAGUUAACAAGA
Messenger RNA from Sabethes cyaneus, 1114 nucleotides. It is a transcript of the gene mge, whose product is annotated as mitochondrial import receptor subunit TOM22 homolog. Gene Ontology annotation, cellular component: mitochondrial outer membrane. The record is from RefSeq and is a predicted model, not a curated record. Lineage: Eukaryota; Metazoa; Arthropoda; Insecta; Diptera; Culicidae. Bases 219 to 800 code for a protein of 193 amino acids. The transcript has 3 exons. Gene Ontology annotation, biological process: intracellular protein transport.